AUAUAAUCACAGGUGCUCUCAGAUACGUAGUUUUACUUUCUGUGCUGGUGUAGCAAUUAGUGUCGUAUCCUUUGUGAUCCAAUAUUUAUAGACGCUGUAACGCUACAUUAGCAUUCUUAGAGACGCAAGAAAGAGAUUAUGGCUGCUGCUAAACCGUCACAUAGGUCUAGUAAACCACCGCCUAUUAAUGAAAUUCAAACACGUCCCCAAACUUUAAAUAGCAAGAAAGGCACUGUCGGUGAACGAGUACAACUUCAGGCCAAUUAUUUCAAGCUCAGUAGCCAACCUGAUUGGUGUAUCUACCAAUACAGAGUAGACAUUGCACCUGAACUAGAGCGAACUAGUGAUCGCAAAGCUUUAUUGAAGACACAUAAAUCUGCUUUAGGUGGAUAUAUUUUUGAUGGAACUGUUUUGUAUACUAGCAACCCACUUCCGCAGCCACUGGAGUUGAAUUCAAUAAGACCCCAAGAUAAAGCUGCUAUAAAUAUUCAAAUUCGCUUUGUUGGAGAUUUGGUCAAAGGUGAUUAUCAUUAUUCCCAGAUUUCUAGUAUGCUAGUUAGAAAAACUUUGGAUGAGAACUUAAAAUUACAGUUGGUUGGCAGGAAUUACUUUGAUGCUAAGAAUAAAGUACAACUUCCAGAAUUUAAGGUGGAGCUUUGGCCUGGAUAUAUAACAUCUAUAAGACAACACGAACAGAGUGUCUUAUUGUGUGCUGAAAUUUCUCACAAAGUAAUGCGCACUCAAACACUUUUGGAUAUCUUGAAAGAUCAUUACCAGGAGGAUAAAACAAACUAUCAGAAAAAAUUUAAAAAUGAAGUAUUAGGAUGCGUUAUACUUACGGUUUAUAAUAACCGUACUUACAAAGUGGAUGAUGUCGAUUUUGAGACAAAUCCAUCACGAUGUUUUAAACGCAAAGAUGGUAGUGAGAUUUCAUAUGCUGCUUAUUACACUGAAAAGUAUCAAAUUCAGAUAAAGGAUAUGAACCAACCUCUUUUAGUGUCAAAGUCUAAAAUGCGUGAUAGAAGAGCUGGCAAAGACGAAAUAGUAUUUUUGAUACCUGAAUUGUGCCGAAUCACCGGUUUGACGGACAAUAUGAUCAGACAACAGCGUCUGACAAAAGCACUAUCACAGUACACUAAACUUGGUCCGUCUGCUAGAAUAAAUAAAUUAAUGGAAUUCAACCGUCGUUUACAAACUAAACCUGAAGUUAUCCAAGACUUUAAAGAAUGGAAUUUUAAUAUAGACAAAACACUUGUACAGUUCCAAGGACGUCUUUUGCCACGAGAGAGAGUUCAAUUUUCCAAUAAAGCCGUAUUAACAGAUAAAAAUUGGAAUAACGCUCUUAGCAAUGAUCGACACUUCAGGACUGGAAAGCUGGACGAUUGGUUAGCGAUUGUUCCACAGAAGUUUGAUAAUAGCUUCAGAAAGAAGGAGGGUUUCCUUGCUGUCGUUCUUCAAGCUGCAACUCAAGUUGGUAUUCGUAUGGCCAUGCCAAAAAUAAUAAUUAUUCCAAAUGAUAGAAAUGAGACAUACCAAAAUGAAAUAUUAAAAUUGACAAGCAAAGCAAAACCUCAACUUAUUCUUUGCGUAGUCCCAAAUAACCAAGCAUUGAGAUACUCCAUGAUUAAAAAGAUAUUGUGCAUUGACAGACCAAUACCAAGUCAAAUAGUUCUUGCUAAAACGUUAACUGUACAGAAUCUACGUUCAAUUGGAUGUAGGAUCGCUACGCAAUUAAAUUGUAAGGUAGGUGGAAUACCGUGGACGAUUCGUCUUUGGGAUUUGAUACCGGGACUGAUGGUUGUUGGAUAUGACGUCUGUCAUGAUAAAAGAGCACACGCAUCUUUUGGUGCUAUGGUUGCUUCUGUGGACGAACACUUUGGCAAUUAUUUUUCUACAGUCAGCCAACACAAUUCGGGUGAAGAACUUUCCAACGACUUGUCUAUACAACUUGUGCAAGCAUUUCGCGAAUUUGCCAGAAGAAAUGGUAAUAAACUACCAUCUAAGAUAAUUAUCUACCGUGAUGGUGUUGGAGAAGGUCAGAUACCAUUUGUCUAUGACCAUGAAGUAAAGGCAAUUAAAAAUAAGCUAGCUAGCAUUUAUAAAAAUGGUAGAUAUGAGCUUGCUUUUAUUAUUGUUACUAAGCGUAUUCAUACUAGAUUCUUUUCAAACAAUGGAAAUCCAAAAUCUGGUACCAUAGUAGAUGACGUAAUCACGGAUCCGUUAAAAUAUGAUUUUUUCAUUAUAUCACAAAAUGUCGUAGAAGGAACUGUUACUCCAACAGCGUACAAUGUAAUUGAAGAUAGUUCCAGACUUUCCCCAGAUAAGAUUCAAAUGAUGACUUAUAAAUUGUGUCAUAUGUACUUUCACUUAAGUGACCCUAUAAGAGUACCAGCUCCUUGUCAAUACGCACAUAGGUUAGCAUUUUUUGCUUCUCAAACUUUGCGGCAAUCUGCCCACGCAGACCUAAAAAAUACUUUAUACUUCAUGUAA
This is a messenger RNA of Phymastichus coffea, 2490 nucleotides long. Its product is annotated as piwi-like protein Siwi. Gene Ontology annotation, biological process: regulatory ncRNA-mediated gene silencing. Gene Ontology annotation, molecular function: piRNA binding; protein binding. The transcript has 9 exons. The record is from RefSeq and is a predicted model, not a curated record. Bases 139 to 2490 code for a protein of 783 amino acids. Gene Ontology annotation, cellular component: P granule. NCBI's taxonomy places the organism in Eukaryota, Metazoa, Arthropoda, Insecta, Hymenoptera, Eulophidae.